Molecule: messenger RNA, 531 nt
Organism: Fusarium proliferatum ET1
Lineage: Eukaryota; Fungi; Ascomycota; Sordariomycetes; Hypocreales; Nectriaceae
Exons: 2
Coding region: 1-531 (176 amino acids)
Source: RefSeq, a predicted model, not a curated record
AUGCCAAACAACGAUACUGGUGAGUCUGCAAUAGUCUCGCAAACGAUCACGCAGAAGAUUCGGGAUGUCUCCCACACUUCUAUUCUAGAGGAUGGGGUCGAAUGGAAAAUCAUAGACCACAAAACGGAAACACGGGACGACGUUGAGAUCAUCACGGUAGAGCCCAAUAAUCAAGGCCCGUAUGUCCUCCUCAGGGUCCAGUUCAAGAAGCCCGACUCCCGCCAUACUCUGGUUCAUUGGUUCGCUGAGCGCGACAUCCACCUGAAGAAUGAGCAGAAAUUGUUGUCAUACUGGCAGAAGCACAGAGGCCGUCAGAACACCGUGGAGCUGCCUUCAGACGUUGUCCAUCUCCUGCGGAUUAUUAAAGAAAAGGAUGUGAAGAAGGAUGAGGGGUAUGGGAAAAAGAAAUUCCUUAUGCAGUUUGUCGGAUGCUCUAAGAGUGAGGCGCAGUGGUGGUGGGCAUCUACUGUCAAGGAGGCAUACAUUGAACGUUAUGAAGAAUGGGUUCAUCGUGCGAGCGGUUCUAACUAA